AUGCUGGUGACACAGCGGUGGGCUUUUGCGGAGUCUUGCGGGAUGGACGCGUUUCAAACGCAUGUGUUUGUUUGCGUCGGUUUUUUUUUUUUGUGUGUUUGUUUGGGGCUUUUCUGCACUGCCUUUUUUUUUAUUCUGUUUUUUUUUUUUUUUUGCCGCCCCGAAAACACCGCGCUGUGCGUUUGCGCGGCUUCUGGAUGCACCGGCAUGCGUGGCGCGGACAGAUUUGUGGGGCUUUUGAUGUGCGCCAACGACAUGGCGGAUCUCCGGGAGGUGCUGCUGCAGGCCGCGGAGAGUCGUGCAUUGGCGCUUGGUCGCUUCUACACGGACUUGCAGCUCACGGAGGAGCAGCUGCGUGGCGUCGAACGGGACUUGCGGCUGGCACGAGUGUCGGAGCAGCAGCGCGUGCAGAGUGCGCUGCGGCGAGCGGAGCUCAAUGCCCAACGGCAGGUGCUGCUCGAGGCGGAGCGGCGCGGAGCGUCGUCUUCUGCUGUGAAGGCGGUGGGGGCCUUCGCGCGCGAAUUGCGGGCGAGGGCGAUGACGGCGCUGCAGCAGCACGCGGAAGCUGUUGACACGCAGGCGAAUCGAGUGGGCUUGCCGUCGUUCAUUGAGCGCAACAGCAGGAACGAAGCGUUGGACUUGUCGGUUGCCUCCACGACGGAUUCCGUGCCGCAUGUCGUUCUUAGCGUUGAAGUGGGAGGUGGCCGGGUGGACCGUCUGGCGCUGCGCGACGGGGAUGACGUGGAUGAAAUCGCAGCAGCGUUUGUGCGCCGCCACGGACUGCCGCAGCACACCAUUGACGCCCUUGCGAAGCAUGCGUUGACGGCACUUGAAGAACGGCGCCGUUGA
Messenger RNA from Trypanosoma cruzi, 849 nucleotides. RefSeq lists its product as uncharacterized. The transcript has a single exon. Lineage: Eukaryota; Euglenozoa; Kinetoplastea; Trypanosomatida; Trypanosomatidae. The record is from RefSeq and is a predicted model, not a curated record. Bases 1 to 849 code for a protein of 282 amino acids.